Peromyscus leucopus (white-footed mouse) is the source of this 2637-nucleotide messenger RNA. RefSeq names its product integrator complex subunit 14 (gene Ints14). The transcript has 13 exons. Gene Ontology annotation, biological process: snRNA 3'-end processing. Lineage: Eukaryota; Metazoa; Chordata; Mammalia; Rodentia; Cricetidae. The coding region runs from base 461 to 2017 and encodes 518 amino acids. Gene Ontology annotation, cellular component: integrator complex. The record is from RefSeq and is a predicted model, not a curated record.
CCGCCGGCUCCGGGUUCCCUUGUGUGGCGCGGCCCUUAAGUUCUGGCUGUGGCGCGCGGGCGGAAGGUUUAGGCGGACGGACCGAGGCUGGCGCUGAGCUCCGGGUCCAGACUACUUGAGUGAACCAACCUCAGGAACAUUCCAUUCUUUCAUUUAUCCCAGUGCUUACAACCUGAGUACAAAAUUGGAUUGCCACCAGUUGGCCACGGCUGAGGAAGUGCACUUGGGUCCUGACACAAAUGCAUCAUCAGUCAGGAGAAAGAGCCAGCUUCUCAGGUGUCUUCAGAGAAGGCCAGACUGACAGCUGUGGUCACCCAUUGCAGUGCUAACAGCAGAUUUCAUGGGCUGCAAGUGCUGGUUGAUACCUGAUCCGAGUAAACCUUUUCCCAUUCUCUUAAGAGCAUUUCUCUGGUUGUAGCUGGCUCUCUGUUCUGAGAGGGAGUGCUAGAAUUAUUCCAUCAUGCCCACUGUGGUGGUAAUGGAUGUGUCCCUUUCCAUGACCCGACCUGUGUCUGUCGAGGGCUCUGAGGAAUACCAGCGGAAGCACCUGGCUGCCCACGGCUUGACAAUGCUAUUUGAACACAUGGCCACAAACUACAAGCUUGAAUUUACAGCACUGGUGGUUUUUUCAUCACUCUGGGAGCUGAUGGUCCCCUUCACAAGAGAUUACAACACCCUACAGGAAGCACUGAGUAACAUGGAUGAUUAUGACAAAACCUGCUUGGAGUCUGCCUUAGUUGGUGUUUGCAAUAUUGUCCAGCAAGAAUGGGGUGGAGCAAUUCCUUGCCAGGUUGUUCUGGUGACUGAUGGCUGUCUUGGCAUUGGCAGAGGGUCACUGCGACAUUCCCUAGCUACUCAGAAUCAAAGAAGUGAGAGCAACAGAUUUCCACUCCCCUUUCCUUUCCCAUCUAAGUUGUAUGUCAUGUGCAUGGCAAACUUGGAGGAGCUUCAGAGCACUGAUUCCUUGGAAUGCCUUGAACGACUCAUAGACUUAAACAAUGGUGAAGGGCAAAUUUUUACUAUUGAUGGCCCCCUGUGUUUGAAAAAUGUACAGUCUAUGUUUGGGAAACUGAUAGAUCUGGCGUACACGCCUUUCCAUGCUGUUCUCAAGUGUGGCCACCUAACAGCUGAUGUACAAGUCUUCCCCAGGCCAGAGCCUUUUGUUAUAGAUGAAGAAAUUGAUCCUAUCCCUAAAGUCAUUAACACAGAUUUGGAAAUAGUGGGCUUUAUUGAUAUAGCUGAUAUUUCCAGCCCCCCAGUUUUGUCCAGGCAUUUGGUCUUGCCCAUAGCACUUAACAAAGAAGGUGACGAGGUGGGUACUGGCAUCACUGAUGACAAUGAAGAUGAAAAUUCAGCCAAUCAGAUUGCUGGCAAAAUACCCAACUUCUGUGUGCUGCUCCAUGGUAGCCUGAAAGUGGAAGGGAUGGUGGCGAUUGUACAACUAGGUCCUGAGUGGCAUGGAAUGCUCUACUCACAAGCUGACAGCAAGAAGAAAUCAAACCUCAUGAUGUCUCUCUUCGAGCCUGGCCCAGAGCCUCUCCCAUGGCUGGGGAAAAUGGCACAGUUGGGUCCCAUUUCAGAUGCUAAAGAAAACCCUUAUGGGGAGGACGACAACAAGAGCCCAUUCCCCCUACAGCCCAAAAACAAACGCAGUUAUGCCCAGAAUGUGACUGUCUGGAUCAAACCCAGCGGCCUGCAGACAGAUGUACAGAAGAUCUUAAGAAAUGCAAGGAAGCUCCCUGAAAAAACACAGACAUUCUAUAAGGAGCUGAACAGGUUACGAAAAGCUGCCUUAGCCUUUGGUUUCCUGGACCUGCUUAAAGGGGUGGCCGACAUGCUGGAGAGGGAGUGCACGCUGCUGCCUGACACGGCCCACCCGGAUGCAGCAUUCCAGCUCACCCACGCUGCCCAGCAGCUCAAGCUGGCCAGCACCGGCACCUCUGAGUAUGCUGCCUACGACCACAACAUCACACCGCUGCACACAGACUUCUCAGGGAGCAGCACUGAGCGACUGUGACGCUGACCUCUGGAGCUUCCCUUCGCUGUUCAUUUUGUAUGAAAACGAUUGAGUUCAAACCUUUCCAGCCCAUUCAGCUCCAAAUAGCCACCCACCGACCUUGAGCUGUCUCAGAAGCAGCACUCCAACUGGAAUGCCUCUACUGCAGUCUGAGAAAGGUCGGAAGGCUGGUUGUCUAGGGCUUUAACACUAGCUGUAUGGGGCUCAGUCUUUAAGUCCAAAACAGCUUUUGUUCCAUGUUGAGCACAGCUCCUGAGAAGCUUGGACAGAUGAGGACAGAGCUCUGCUGCCGCCCUCAAGAAGCCUGCCCAGCAAGGGCCUUCCCCAAUCCAGAAAGCAACUUUUUUACAGGUUUAUGUCUCAAUUAUAAGGACAUUCUUAAACUACUGUGCUUAGAGUGAGCAAUCCAGACAUCCAGAACGUGCCUGAGUACAAACUUGAUGCCAGUGAGGUUCAGAUUUUUUAGAACUUGUUAAAAUACAGUGGCCAUGCUCAGGUGUUUCUGGGGUAUCUCAAGGUACAAUUUUUAGACAGUAACCACACGUGUAAAAUCACUCCUGUUCGUGUUUUUAAAUGAAAAUUAAAUAUUUGAUUUUCUAUAAAAUGAUUUCAUCUAGAAA